Molecule: messenger RNA, 1869 nt
Organism: Acanthopagrus latus (yellowfin seabream)
Lineage: Eukaryota; Metazoa; Chordata; Actinopteri; Spariformes; Sparidae
Product: cytochrome P450 2J1-like
Exons: 9
Coding region: 81-1577 (498 amino acids)
Biological process (GO): xenobiotic metabolic process
Cellular component (GO): cytoplasm; intracellular membrane-bounded organelle
Molecular function (GO): oxidoreductase activity, acting on paired donors, with incorporation or reduction of molecular oxygen, reduced flavin or flavoprotein as one donor, and incorporation of one atom of oxygen; heme binding; iron ion binding
Source: RefSeq, a predicted model, not a curated record
GGCUGAGUCCUGCUCUGUCUUGACAGCGCAGACACGACUGUCCAGCUUAUCAAGUGUGCAUUUAAAAAACUCAAAUAACAAUGGAGACAGUCUUGAGUGUCCUGGGCUUUGAGUGGCUGGACUUCAGGAGUGUUUUGGUAUUUCUGUGUGUUUUUCUGUUGCUGGCUGAUGUUUGGAAGAACAGAGUACCGGCAAACUUUCCUCCUGGACCCUGGGCUCUUCCUCUUAUCGGUGAUCUUCAUCGCAUCGACGCCAAGAGAAUCCACCUGCAGUUCACAGAGUUUGCAGAGAAAUAUGGGAACAUCUUCAGCCUCCGUAUCAUGGGUGGAAGGAUUGUGGUCAUUAACGGCUACAAGCAUGUGAGAGAGGCGCUGGUCCAGAAAGGAGACGACCUUGCAGAUCGCCCUGUCAUACCGUUGUUUGAUGAGUUCGUCAGGAACAGAGGUCUGGUGAUGUCGAAUGGCAAUCUGUGGAAGCAGCAGAGGAGAUUUGCUCUUCAUACGCUCAGAAACUUUGGGAUUGGCAAGAAGACGCUGGAGCCGUCCAUCCAGCAGGAGUGCCAUUAUCUCACUGAGGCUUUUGCUCUUCAUCAAGGCAAGCCUUUCAAUGCCCAGACACUGAUAAACAACGCUGUGUCCAACAUCAUCUGCUGCCUGGUGUUUGGUGAUCGCUCUGAGUACACCGACAAGCAGCACCAGGCUGUUCUUCAGCACUUCAAUGACGUAGUUACCUUGCAGGGGAGUGUGUGGGUACAGGUUUACAACUCAUUUCCCUGGCUGAUGUGGUGGCUGCCUGGACCUCACCAUACGAUAUUCAGUCUGGUACAAAAGAUAAUUGACUAUGUUGAAAUCAAAAUCAAAGAACACAGAGAAAGUUUCAACCCGUCCUCACCGAGAGACUACAUCGACUGCUUCCUCACAGAGAUGGGAGAGAAGGAGGACAAAGAUUCUGGUUUCGAUUUGAAGAAUUUGUGUUUUUGCACUCUGGACCUGUUUGGUGCUGGAACUGAAACGACCACCACUACUUUACACUGGGGAAUGCUGUACAUGGUCUACUACCCUGAAAUACAAGAGAGAGUCCAGGCAGAGAUAGACACUGUCGUUGGUUCAUCCAGACAACCUUCUAUGUCUGACAGAGAUGACAUGCCUUAUACUAAUGCAGUCGUCCAUGAAAUGCAGAGAAUGGCCAACAUCAUUCCCCUCGGUCUGGUCCACAUGGCCAGCAAGGACACCACGGUCGACAAGUACACAAUCCCAAAGGGCACAAUUGUCAUGGCCACAUUGAACUCUGUUCUACAUGAUGAGUCGAUGUGGGAAACUCCACAAACCUUCAACCCUCAACAUUUUCUGGACCAGGACGGCAAAUUUAGGAAGAGAGAAGCCUUCAUGCCUUUUUCAGCAGGGAAGCGCGUGUGUCUCGGGGAGCAGCUGGCCAGGAUGGAGUUAUUCCUCUUCUUCACCUCCAUCCUCCAGAGGUUUUCUCUCUCUGCACCUCCUGGAGAGCAGCCCACUCUGGAGUUCAAGUUAGGAGCCACUCGCUGUCCCAAACCUUACCGCCUCUGUGCCGUACCACGAUAAACCACCAGCUGUCCCGAACUGAACCAUCUGAACCGAAUCGCUGUGUCCCGCUACAUUUAUCUUGUAAUAUGUAAACAUCUGCUGUACUGUUCUUUCCUCAUCUUUUUCUUCUUUUAUCUAGUGUGAGAUAAACAUCAUUUCCAUGUUUUCGUUUUCUUAAUCAACAUGUCUUCUUAGAUUGUGAAUACAAUCUCAUGAUUUCAAAUAUGCAAUAAAUCCUAACAACAGGAUUUGGAUUUGUCAGAUUUGCUGAAACUGGAUAUGUGUGUAAAUAAAAGGUACUGAGAUUUCA